Messenger RNA from Durio zibethinus, 608 nucleotides. Its product is annotated as NADH dehydrogenase [ubiquinone] 1 beta subcomplex subunit 2-like. NCBI's taxonomy places the organism in Eukaryota, Viridiplantae, Streptophyta, Magnoliopsida, Malvales, Malvaceae. The record is from RefSeq and is a predicted model, not a curated record. Gene Ontology annotation, cellular component: respiratory chain complex I; mitochondrial inner membrane.
UUGAUGAUCAAUUACGCAUCCGACGGUUGGGAAUCAAAGCAGCAACCGGCAAUCAAGUGAUCAAGUCCACUGAGUCCACUCGGGCCAGAACUUUCAGCUUUGAGCAUUUGGACCAUUUCGGUGAUUUAGGGUUUGGUCACACAAAGAAAGAGAGAUGGGAGGAGGUCAUGGAGGCAGCACAACUUACAAAGGUGUAACUUUGCAUCACCCAAAGAGAUGGCAUGUUGUAACCGGCAAGGGCUUGUGCGCUGUCAUGUGGUUUUGGGUCUUGUACAGGGCUAAGCAAGAUGGUCCUGUAGUAUUGGGUUGGCGACACCCUUGGGAGGGCCAUGAUGACCAUUCUCACGGCCAUGGAGAUAAGCAUUAGUGAUCACUGGCACAGUGUUAAGCUGCAGUCUGAAGAAAAUUAUCUGAUUAAGGGUUGCUGGUGCAGAUGCUAUUCUGGAUGUCUUCUGUUUCAAUAAAGUGAUUGUGAAAUGGGAUUGUCAGCAUAAUGAGAUGAAAACUGAGACUCCAUUUCAACAUUAUGGUUUCUUUUUUCUUUGUAAGCAUGGAUUUUUUUUGACUGAAUGAAUGUGUUUUUUGUGCACCUUAUUCAGCUGAAGGUA